This is a messenger RNA of Papaver somniferum (opium poppy), 540 nucleotides long. RefSeq lists its product as uncharacterized. The record is from RefSeq and is a predicted model, not a curated record. The coding region runs from base 1 to 540 and encodes 179 amino acids. The transcript has a single exon. Gene Ontology annotation, molecular function: catalytic activity. Lineage: Eukaryota; Viridiplantae; Streptophyta; Magnoliopsida; Ranunculales; Papaveraceae.
AUGAUCCAUGCCAUAGUUAACAAUGAUCCUGCUCUAGAAGAAUGGUUCUUAUCCUGCGUUUAUGGUACCCUUUAUGUCAAAGACCAGCCUUCCCAAUGGAACUAUAUCAAAAAUCUUAGGACUUCAGUUUCCAUUCCUUGGGCCCUUAUUGGAGACCUUAAUGUUACUAUGAACUUGUCAGAUGGAAACACUAGUUCCCCUAUUACUUCUCCUGAAGUUUUAAACCAUAUUAAUCAAUCUGAUUUGCAUGAUAUAAAUUAUAUAGGAAACCCUUUUACCUGGACUAGUAACAGUCAUGGCACAGGAAAAUUCAAAUCCAGAAUAGAUAGAGCUCUAGUAAAUAGUGACUUCAUUCUAAAAUAUCCUGAUGCUACUCUUACUCAUCUAGGACAACUUGGUUCCGAUCAUGUUCCUAUUAUGUUAUCUCUUUAUAGCAUUAAUAUGUCUAAAGGUAGAAAUUGGAAGUUCUUUGAACACUGGAUGCAGAGUGACUCUUGUGCUACCGAAAUUAUGAAUGCUUGGAGUUCUGACAUUACAUGA